AUGCCUUUUCUCCAUGGCUUCAGCUGCAUCUAUGAGUACCAGGGGUUGGUCAAUGAGAUCUUGGAAUGUAUGAAUCCUCUGGUGCUGGAAAUGAUGGACAGCGCCAGCGCCGUGGUAGAAGAUGACAGACGGAUUGCAGCCCUUCGUGAGCUGCUGGAGAGGAACACCAGCUUCGUGUACUACCAGGAGGGUGUGAGCUAUUCAUUGCUGAAGAUGGCAGUGUAUGGGAUGGUCCGAGCCGCAGAAUCCCUCCUGCAUGGUGGGGCAGACAUCACCUUUGAAGGCUGGGCUCUAGGCAGCAGUGAUGGGGUUCAGAUCCACAAUACGGAAAGCAUUCGCCUUUUUUUGGAAGGAGGAGCCAAUGUGAAGGCCACAACAAAAGAUGGCGACACCAUCUUCUCCUCCAUCAUCUCCCUCCUUUGGAAGACAGUGGGAGGUGACGAAGAGGAGGCUCAGACCGUCAACCGUUUCUGCUUCCAGGUUACUCAGCUGCCGAUGACCCACAGGGCCAAACCUAGUGAGUGCCCAACCUACGAGUCCCUCACCCACGUGUGCCUGAAAAACUUCCAGCUCCGCUUUCCCCUCCUGGAGUUUGGGGCACGCUACAACUGCACCAUCCAUGGACCUGCCUGCUGGUCGGGCUUCAGCAGUAUCUUCGAGUGGCUGUGUUCCUACCUGUGGUGGUUAGAGGACGACACCUUCUCUGCUGACCUCUUUCAGAAGGCCGAGACGGUGCUGGAGCUCUUGGCCUCAAGCUCCCAGAUCAUCAAGCUCCCCAGCAACUUCGAUAUCAACCUCAGCAACUGCCGGUUGCAUAGGAAGAGGAUCUCGGACCUCUUCACCAGCCUGAAGAAGCUGGAACACUCCACUCCUACCUUGAAGCACAUGUGCCGGGUUUUCCUGUGGCAGCAUCUCAGACCCUGGCCGAAAAAGUCAAGGCCCUCCCGCUUCCCAACUUGUUGAAAAAGUAUCUCCUCAUAGACCGGAGCAGCUCUGCAGAGGUAGCCAUC
Molecule: messenger RNA, 1010 nt
Organism: Podarcis raffonei (Aeolian wall lizard)
Lineage: Eukaryota; Metazoa; Chordata; Lepidosauria; Squamata; Lacertidae
Product: ankyrin repeat and SOCS box protein 6-like
Exons: 5
Coding region: 1-963 (320 amino acids)
Biological process (GO): protein ubiquitination
Cellular component (GO): BRCA1-BARD1 complex
Source: RefSeq, a predicted model, not a curated record